Messenger RNA from Acanthamoeba castellanii str. Neff, 1701 nucleotides. RefSeq names its product HBS1like, putative. The record is from RefSeq and is a predicted model, not a curated record. The annotation marks the transcript as partial. Gene Ontology annotation, biological process: translation. Gene Ontology annotation, molecular function: GTP binding; GTPase activity. NCBI's taxonomy places the organism in Eukaryota, Discosea, Longamoebia, Acanthamoebidae. The transcript is spliced from 9 exons.
CCGUUCGAUUUCAACGAACCUUCGCCCGAUGACAUGGUCUUGGAAAAGCGGAAGCAGGCCUUCAAGCAAAAGAAGAGCGAGCAAUACAACAUCAAAUCGGACACCAAGCCCGCAGCAGCAAAGCCGGCCGCCGGUGGAGCCAAGCCCCAGCAGCCCGCCACCCCGAAGAAGGCCCCUGCUGCCGCCGCCGCUACGGCCGCCGAAGAAAAGGAGAAGGAGAAGGAGGCCGAGGUGGACAGCGUCGCCAAGGCCCUCGAUGAGGUGAGCCUGAGCGAAAAGAUUGCAAAGAAGCAGGUGAAGCAGAUGCCCGACGGCAAGCGACGAGAGAUUGAGGCGCAGAUCAAGGCCGAGCAGCAGUCCGAGGGCUCCAAGCGCAACCUGUCGAUGGUGGUGAUCGGCCACGUCGACGCCGGCAAGUCGACUAUCAUGGGCCACCUCCUGCACCUGUGCGGCCACGUCGACAAGAAGACCAUCACCAAGUACGAGCGCGACUCGAAGGUGCUCGGCAAGGGCUCGUUCUCGUUCGCGUGGGUGCUCGACGAGCAGGAGGAGGAGCGGGCGCGCGGCGUGACCAUGGACGUGGCCGUGCGCAGGCUCGAGACCGAGAACCGGCGCAUCACCCUCCUCGAUGCGCCCGGCCACCGCGACUUCGUACCCAACAUGCUCGACGCUGACGUCAGCACGCGACAGAUCUCGGGCACGGCGCAGGCCGACGUGGCGGUGCUGGUGAUCGAUUCGAGCCCGGGCGAAUUCGAGGCGGGCUUCGCCGCCGAUGGCCAGACCAAGGAGCACGCCCUCCUCGCUCGCUCCCUGGGCGUCAUGCAGCUCACCGUCGUCGUCAACAAGAUGGACGCCGUCGAUUGGUCGAAGGAGCGCUUCGAGGAGGUGCAGAACAUCGUGGGCGCGUUCCUGAAGCAGGCCGGCUUCCUGCUGAAGAACGUCACGUGGGUGCCGUGCUCGGGUCUCACCGGCGAGAACCUCAUCGCUCGCAAGGACCCCAAGCUCACCGCCUGGUACUCCGGACCCACCCUGGUCCAGUCCAUCGAUUCCUUCAGGCCUGGCCAGCGGCCCACGGAGAAGCCGCUCAGGUUCUGCGUGUCGGACGUGUUCAAGAGCGGCUCGCUGGGUGUGGGCGCCGUGGGCAAGGUCGAGACCGGCAUCGUCUCCGUCGGCGAUAAGGCACCCCGCCCACCACCUUCUUCCCUGCUGGUGAUGCCCAUCGGCGAGCUGUGUACGGUCAAGUCCAUCCAGGCCCACGAGGAAUCGGUCAAGUGGGCGCAGGCCGGAGACAACGUCGAGUUGACGGUCCAGGGCCUCGACGUGGUGUCGUUCAAGGUGGGCUCUGUGCUGUGCGACCCCGAGCACCCCGUGCGCGUGGCCACCGCCUUCAAGGCGCAGAUCUAUGUCUUCCCCACCCAGAUCCCCAUCAUCAAGGGAUUCCAAGCGGUGAUGCACACGCACACCUUGCACGAGCCGGCACACUUGAGCAAGCUGGUGGCGAUCAUCGACCAGGCCUCGGGCGAGGUCAAGAAGAAGCGGCCGCGCUGCCUCACCGAGAAGAUGACGGCCGUCGUAGAGGUGGUCACCCUCAAGCCGGUCUGCAUCGAACUCUUCCGCGACUACAAGCAGCUCGGCCGCUUCAUGCUGCGCUCUGGCGGCCGCACUGUCGCCGCGGGUCUCAUCUCCGAGAUCAUCCACUGA